AAAUAGAUUAAUUUUUUUACCUUUUCUGUACAAUUUCAAAAUUGAACUUCACUUACCAAACAGGAAACUACUGUGUGAAAACCUCACGAAGUAGCAAUCCCUAAAAUCAAGCAUUUCCCUCGAUCACAGCAGCAAGAUCCCCUCGCGCUCAGAACGCCAUGACAUAUCUGGAAGAACGCACGACGGCCAACCGUUCUAGGAGAGAGAAGCCCAGAGCACGACAUCAUGGUUUAACACAACAGAAAAGACAAGAAAUAAGGGAAUGUUUUGAGCUAUUUGAUACUGACAACUCCGGCACAAUUGAUGCUAAGGAGCUCAAUGUUGCCAUGAGGGCUCUGGGUUUUGAAGCAACUGAGGAGGAAAUCAAACGCAUGAUUGCAGAAGUUGACAAAGAUGGAAGUGGAGCAAUUGAUUUCGAGGAGUUUGAGCAUAUGAUGAGUAAUAAAUUUGGCGAAAGAAAUACGAAAGAAGAACUUGCAAAAGCAUUCAACAUUAUUGAUAAAGAUAACAACGGGAAAAUAUCUGCAGCAGACAUUCAGAAAAUUUCCAGGGAGUUGGGGGAACAAUUCAGUGAUGCGGAGAUAGCACUGAUGAUUCAAGGAGCCGAUCAAGACGGUGAUGGAGAAGUGAGUCUACCAGAUUUCAUGGAUAUAAUGGGAAGGACUUCUUCCUUUGGGCAUUGAGGUUUGUAGUUUUUCGUUCUCACUGCCCCUGAAGAGUCGUGUGCUUGGAUCUAUUUAUGUUGUUUUGAAAACUAGUUGUGACAUUUGUGCUUGCAAAUAUCCCUUUUGAUAUGCAUAUUUGUCUGAAAUGGGAUUUUACCAUGUACUUUUCGUCCCCAAAAAAUUGCAGCCAUUUUCAACCCAAUAACCUUAGACAACCACACUGUAAAAAUCUAGUACAAUAAUAUAUUUCAUGGCUACAACUAAGAAUGAUGCAGUUUUUUAAGGACUACUUUUAUUGAUGACAUAAACAGAGCAAUCCCUCUCCAUCCACAUUUAAUUGACUUUUGUGAUACAUCAAAAGUUGAAUGAAGGUUAAUGUGAUCGGCCCGGUUCCAUAACCACUGGAUUCAAGUGGCCACGGAAGCCACUGCCCCCUUCGGAGCUCCGUUCAUAAAAUUGAUAAUUCCUACCCCCUGGUAAACCCCCUCCAAGUCUCGACCCAAACUCAUCCCUCC
This is a messenger RNA of Cuscuta campestris, 1180 nucleotides long. The record is from the annotation of a GenBank genome assembly. Lineage: Eukaryota; Viridiplantae; Streptophyta; Magnoliopsida; Solanales; Convolvulaceae.